ACCAACUACUGAAAGAAAGCUUCCAUACUCGUAGCAAUUAAUUCGACUUAGCACUUGUUCCUGCGCACCAUCGUCUCUACCGCCAUUUCGGUUGAGGUUCUCGUUCCUGGUCUCGUCGGUCCUGUUCGAUCCCUAAUACCUUCCUCCUGACAUACGACUAAUUCGACCUUGGUCAGGUCCCUUUUCCUCAACCACCUCCCACCAUGGCACCCAUCACGGACGAAAUGGUCGCCGACUUAAAAGACAAAUAUCACAAGCUAGAAGCUCGAGUAUGGGAGCUCGAGGGCCGGUUGGCAGCUGAUGGUGGCAAGCAAUCUAAAGCCGAGUCGAUGCGCAUGAUUCUCAUGGGCCCUCCCGGCGCAGGAAAGGGAACACAAGCUCCCCGAAUCAAAGAGAAGUACUGCAUCUGUCAUCUCGCCACGGGCGACAUGCUUCGAGCACAAGUCGCGAAGAAGACGCCUCUGGGAAGAGAAGCCAAGAAGAUCAUGGAUCAGGGAGGCCUAGUCAGCGACGAUAUCAUGAUCAACAUGAUCAAGAACGAGCUGGAAACGAACAGAGAAUGUGCUAAUGGCUUCAUUCUCGAUGGCUUCCCUCGGACGGUCGCACAGGCUGAAGGACUUGACAAAAUGCUCGUAGCCGAGAGCAAACCUCUGAAACAUGCGAUCGAACUACAAAUUGACGACGGCCUACUGGUCUCGCGCAUCACUGGCCGCCUGGUUCACCCUGCCUCUGGCCGAACGUACCACAAAGUCUUCAACCCACCCAAGGAAAACAUGAAGGACGAUGUUACCGGCGAGCCGUUGAUCCAGAGAACAGAUGACAACGCGGACACUCUUAAGAAGAGAUUGGGAACAUAUCAUCAACAGACCGCCCCAGUCGUGGGCUACUACAAGACCAAGGGUAUUUGGUCUGGCAUCGAUGCCAGUCAGGAUCCUGAGCAUGUCUGGAAGAGCAUUCUUGGUGUCUUCGGAGAUUCAAAGGCUGCUUCACCAUCUAGCAAAAUCCUGAGCAAGAUUGGAUUGGCACGAUAGUGGAGAAGUUCCAGGGGCUCAAGAGCAGCACAAAAGUGGAUGAUACUGCGUACUGCAUCUGGUUCCGUCCUGUCGAACUCCGGCUGGAAUGCAACAGGAAAGAGUCUCAACACUUGGGCCUUGUUUGCAGACGUGUACAAGAUAUGGGAAUCUUUUUGGAGCCACAAAAGAAAUUCUGGGUCUGGUGAGUGGAAAUGCGCACAAUGUCCUAACUGGAGUACAUAGCUUGCGCCUAUCGCGAGACGAAUCAACGCAGCCUUAUUCAGACAUCGAUAACUCCUAUUCCUUGGUAUUCAAGGGGAAAGCCAUCCGUUUGAACAACCGUGAAAUGGGUCACUGUCGUCUCGAUACUGUUGGACGUGUUCUGUCUUACGUAAGCUCUUCGGCAGACCGGCAUCAAGGCCGACAACAAUGAUAUGGGAGCGGCUAUUGGAUUGAAACCUUCCGAGCUGGAUUCGACUUCCCCUCAGGAGAACAAAGAAGAGAUGUUUGUGUAUGGCUGAAUUGAUAUCAGGCUGAAUAUGUCGUGCAGCGGAU
Messenger RNA from Exophiala xenobiotica, 1568 nucleotides. Its product is annotated as adenylate kinase. Lineage: Eukaryota; Fungi; Ascomycota; Eurotiomycetes; Chaetothyriales; Herpotrichiellaceae. The coding region runs from base 204 to 1031 and encodes 275 amino acids. The record is from RefSeq and is a predicted model, not a curated record. The transcript is spliced from 4 exons. Gene Ontology annotation, biological process: ADP biosynthetic process. Gene Ontology annotation, molecular function: ATP binding; AMP kinase activity. Gene Ontology annotation, cellular component: mitochondrion; cytoplasm.